Phanerochaete carnosa HHB-10118-sp is the source of this 741-nucleotide messenger RNA. RefSeq lists its product as uncharacterized. The transcript has 2 exons. The record is from RefSeq and is a predicted model, not a curated record. Gene Ontology annotation, molecular function: protein binding. The annotation marks the transcript as partial. Lineage: Eukaryota; Fungi; Basidiomycota; Agaricomycetes; Polyporales; Phanerochaetaceae.
CUUGCGUUUUCUCCCAACAAUCGUUCUCUUGUCUCAGGAUCUAAGGAUGGGACCGCGAUCGUCUGGGAUAUCCGACAUGGUCGCGCACUUCUACGUCUGGAAGGACAUAGAGGGACGGUGGGGAAAGUUGUGUAUGCCCCCCAUGGCGCGCUCAUUGCCACCGUGUCCCACGACGAUAAAUCUACGAAGAUUUGGGACGCCUCGAUUGGAGCAUGUCUACAUUCCUUCGAGGUCAGGGGCCACAUAUUCCAGGUCGCCUUCUCCCCCAAUAACUCGCGGGACCGCAUAGCCACCGCAUCGUGGGAUGAUCGAGUGAAGAUCUGGAGUGCGGUGACUGGCGAGGAGCUUCUCACAAUCGACCACCCGCGAAAGCUCUCGUAUCCUGUGGCAUUCUCCCCCGACGGCUCCGAGGUAUUGGCCGCUUGUGACGCAGACGAGACGGCCGUCACCUUUGACUCACGGACUGGUCGAUUACGUCGCGUCCACCAGCUCUCAGGAACAUUGCAGCAUGCGUCAUACUCCGCACGCGGAGAAUACAUUGUCUUGGGAGACAAUGCGCAUAAUCUGCACGUCCGUGACGCGAAGUCUGGAGCGUUCCUUGCGAAGUUUGAAGCGCUCAGUUAUGAAAGUUUCCGCACGGAUGGCCCUCAAUUUUUAUUCCAGGGUCAAAAUCUUGUAGUGGAUUUAUAUGACGGACUGUCGCUUCUGCAUGAUGUCCGGGAUGUAUUGCGAUUGAGAUAG